This is a messenger RNA of Arabidopsis thaliana (thale cress), 3186 nucleotides long. RefSeq names its product lipoxygenase 2 (gene LOX2). Gene Ontology annotation, biological process: lipid oxidation; oxylipin biosynthetic process. Gene Ontology annotation, cellular component: cytoplasm; chloroplast. The record is from RefSeq and is marked reviewed. The coding region runs from base 803 to 3067 and encodes 754 amino acids. Lineage: Eukaryota; Viridiplantae; Streptophyta; Magnoliopsida; Brassicales; Brassicaceae. Gene Ontology annotation, molecular function: oxidoreductase activity, acting on single donors with incorporation of molecular oxygen, incorporation of two atoms of oxygen; metal ion binding; linoleate 13S-lipoxygenase activity. The transcript has 7 exons.
UAAUAAAAUAUAUUAUAUUGUCUACCGAAUCAAACACAGCUGUAUCAACAAAAAUAAUUUGAAACUUGUAUAAAUAGAUGAAGUGGAUAUGAGAGGAAUGUAAGCCUUAUAGAAGAGAAAAAAAAUAUGUAUUGUAGAGAGUCCUUGUCGAGUCUCCAGACUUUGAACGUAGCAAAGAGUCUCAGCUCUUUGUUCCCUAAACAAUCAGCUCUCAUCAACCCGAUCUCCGCUGGACGUCGAAACAACCUGCCUCGUCCAAACCUCAGAAGACGAUGUAAGGUCACCGCUUCACGGGCUAAUAUUGAACAAGAAGGUAACACAGUGAAAGAACCCAUUCAGAAUAUUAAAGUAAAGGGAUACAUAACGGCCCAAGAAGAGUUUCUGGAGGGCAUAACUUGGUCGAGAGGUCUCGAUGACAUUGCUGAUAUCCGCGGCAGAUCAUUGCUCGUCGAGCUUAUUAGCGCCAAGACUGACCAGCGUGAGUACACCUUUUUUUUCCUUUAACGAUUUUUUCAAUGAAAUUUAAAAUAAAUAGAUACAAACAUUUGUAAUAAAACUAGAGGCCUUAGAAAAGUCCAAAAAAGCAAUUGUUACCGAUCUAUGUGCUUAUCAAAGAGUAUUAAAGACAUGGAAUUUUUUUGGUUUGUAAAACAUUACAAGUUGCGUUAGUACAUAAAUUUAUCAAACAUUAGCUUAUGAAAUAAAAGAAGCUAGCUAGCACAUCAAGAGGAUUACGGUAGAAGACUACGCACAACGUGUAUGGGCCGAAGCCCCUGAUGAGAAGUACGAGUGCGAGUUUGAGAUGCCUGAAGACUUUGGACCAGUGGGAGCCAUCAAGAUUCAGAACCAAUACCAUCGACAGUUGUUCCUCAAGGGGGUAGAGCUUAAAUUACCCGGCGGGUCGAUAACGUUUACAUGUGAGUCAUGGGUGGCCCCCAAGUCCGUUGACCCAACCAAGCGGAUAUUCUUCUCCGACAAGUCCUACUUGCCUUCCCAAACACCAGAGCCUCUUAAAAAGUAUCGAAAAGAGGAGCUCGAGACCUUACAAGGCAAGAACCGCGAGGAAGUUGGUGAAUUUACCAAGUUUGAGCGCAUUUACGACUAUGAUGUGUACAACGAUGUUGGUGACCCUGACAAUGAUCCUGAACUUGCUCGUCCGGUAAUUGGAGGCCUCACACAUCCAUAUCCAAGGCGUUGCAAGACCGGUCGAAAACCUUGUGAGACUGACCCCUCUUCAGAGCAACGCUACGGGGGAGAGUUCUAUGUACCAAGAGACGAGGAGUUCUCUACAGCCAAGGGCACUUCAUUCACAGGCAAGGCCGUACUGGCAGCUCUUCCCUCCAUCUUCCCUCAGAUCGAGUCUGUUCUAUUGAGUCCCCAAGAACCUUUUCCACACUUCAAGGCCAUACAAAAUCUCUUUGAAGAAGGCAUUCAGCUUCCCAAGGAUGCUGGCCUCUUACCUCUGCUCCCCAGAAUCAUCAAAGCUCUUGGCGAAGCUCAAGAUGAUAUUCUCCAGUUUGAUGCCCCAGUUCUCAUUAACAGGGAUAGAUUUUCAUGGUUACGAGACGACGAGUUUGCUCGCCAGACACUUGCCGGCCUUAAUCCUUAUAGCAUUCAGCUAGUUGAAGAGUGGCCGUUAAUAAGCAAACUAGACCCGGCCGUUUAUGGUGAUCCCACCUCACUCAUUACUUGGGAAAUUGUGGAAAGAGAAGUUAAAGGAAACAUGACAGUUGAUGAGGCUCUAAAGAAUAAGAGAUUGUUCGUGUUGGAUUAUCAUGAUUUGCUUCUACCAUAUGUGAACAAAGUGAGAGAGUUAAACAAUACCACAUUAUAUGCUUCUAGAACACUAUUCUUCCUCAGCGAUGAUAGCACAUUGAGGCCUGUUGCCAUUGAGUUGACUUGUCCACCAAAUAUCAACAAGCCCCAAUGGAAACAAGUCUUCACGCCAGGCUAUGAUGCUACGUCAUGCUGGCUAUGGAAUCUUGCUAAGACUCAUGCUAUCUCUCAUGACGCCGGUUAUCAUCAGCUUAUUUCCCAUUGGUUGAGGACUCAUGCCUGUACGGAGCCAUACAUAAUAGCGGCAAAUAGACAACUAAGUGCCAUGCAUCCCAUUUAUAGGCUUUUGCAUCCUCAUUUCCGCUACACCAUGGAAAUCAACGCUCGUGCACGCCAAAGUCUUGUCAACGGAGGUGGAAUCAUUGAGACUUGUUUCUGGCCCGGGAAGUAUGCAUUAGAGCUAAGUUCAGCCGUCUAUGGUAAACUAUGGAGGUUUGACCAGGAAGGCUUACCCGCGGAUCUCAUCAAAAGGGGGUUGGCUGAGGAAGAUAAGACCGCAGAACAUGGAGUACGUCUGACGAUACCAGACUAUCCAUUUGCAAAUGAUGGUCUAAUAUUGUGGGAUGCAAUUAAAGAAUGGGUGACAGACUAUGUGAAACAUUACUAUCCUGAUGAAGAACUGAUCACAUCGGACGAGGAACUCCAAGGAUGGUGGAGUGAAGUGCGGAACAUAGGCCACGGAGACAAGAAAGACGAACCUUGGUGGCCUGUCCUCAAAACACAAGAUGACUUGAUUGGUGUGGUAACUACGAUUGCAUGGGUCACCUCAGGUCACCAUGCAGCUGUAAACUUUGGACAGUACGGAUAUGGAGGAUACUUUCCCAACCGACCAACGACAACAAGGAUAAGAAUGCCAACGGAAGAUCCGACAGAUGAAGCCUUAAAAGAGUUCUAUGAGUCGCCAGAAAAAGUGUUGCUUAAGACAUACCCAUCGCAGAAACAGGCGACCCUAGUGAUGGUCACGUUGGAUCUUUUAUCAACACAUUCACCUGACGAAGAGUACAUUGGAGAACAACAAGAAGCAUCUUGGGCCAAUGAGCCUGUUAUCAAUGCUGCAUUUGAAAGAUUCAAAGGCAAGCUCCAAUAUCUAGAAGGAGUGAUAGAUGAGAGAAACGUGAACAUUACUCUAAAGAAUAGAGCUGGAGCUGGUGUUGUUAAGUAUGAGCUUUUGAAGCCUACCUCUGAGCAUGGUGUUACCGGAAUGGGUGUUCCUUAUAGUAUUUCUAUUUGAUCUAUGCAUUUUCUUUCUCAAAAAUGCUUUCAUUAAUUUUCUGUAUCUCUGUCUUCUUGAUAAAAUGAAUAAAACAAAUGCUCCUUUGUCUCCUAUAUUAAUCUCAAACAGAUAAAGCU